CGGUCCGGGACAGAUGGGCCUUGCAGGGACGCCGAUUCCGGCCUAGAGCUCCGCUGAACGGCGAACCGAACCCGGUGAUCUGGUGUGGGGAGGGAGGAAGCGCUGCAGUAUGUCGUCCGGUCAGCCCUGGUACCACGGGAAUAUCACCCGCUCUAUGGCAGAGGACCUGCUGUCUAAAGAAGCCAAGGAUGGAAGCUUUCUGCUCAGGGACAGCGAGUCCAUACAGGGAGCUUAUGCCCUCUGCGUCCUGUAUCAGAACUGUGUGUACACCUACAGGAUACUUCCCAACGAGGACAAAAAGCUCUCAGUGCAGGCAUCUGAAGGCGUUCCCAUUCGCUUCUUCUCGGUUCUCCCCGAGCUGGUGGAAACUUACUAUACAGAGAACAUGGGUUUAGUAACACACCUGCAGUAUCCUGUACAGAAGGUGGAGGAGGUGGAGGAUGAAGAGUUCCACAGUUUACCUCCACAGCUUCCACCCAGAAACUUCACACCCAACGAGGGCAGAGAAUCCCACGACGAGCCGGCCAGGGCGGUGGAGCCGAGCCGUCCGUCCAUCUCAGAUACUUACCUCCAGCGUCUGCAGCUCCUCGACAUGUCCAACCUGUCUGAAGAGCAUCAAACUGCAAUUCAGGAGUAUUUCUGCUCGGCCGUGACGCUGGACGCCGAGCAGGUGCAGAACGGGAACCCCGCUCUUCCCAACCUGAAGAAACUUCUCAAGACCAUCUGCAAGAACCUCAACAGCGAGAUCUCUCACACUCUCCCGACUCUGGAAGCUCUGCAGAAAGUCGUGGAUCAGCCUCAGUCACCCGGAGCCGGGAGGCUUAAAGGACAGCUGUCUGUCGAUUCGAGCCAGUCUGUGGCUUUGAGACUUGAGCAACUGACCAAGCUUCUGAAUUCUAUAGAAGACAAGGCUAAGAAUACAUUAUUCGAGGCUGUUGGAUAUGACGGCGGCCACAGAAAGUCACUCAUACCACCCGUGAUCUUUGAGGUGAAAUCAGAUACCCUUGGCAUCUCAACCAAAAUGUUUCUGAAGGUGGAUGUGGAGAGUGGGAAGGUUUACUUCAAGAAAACCAAAGACGGACCCGAGGAUAAAUACUUCGUCCACAAUAAAAUUUUGCAGUUGAUAAAGUCCCAGAAGAUGCACACCAAGCUGGAAUUAGUGGUGGAGACCGAGAGAGAAAAGACGCAGCGCAAAGAAUUUGUCUUUAAUGACACAAAGAAGCGGGAAGGAUUCUGUCAGUUACUUCAGCAGAUGAAGAAUAAACACACAGACAAACCUGAGCCGGACAUGAUCAGCAUCUUCGUUGGCACGUGGAACAUGGGAAAUGCCAGCCCACCGCCCAACAUCACAUCAUGGUUUCAGUCCAAGGGUCAGGGCAAGACCCGCGACGACACGGCCAGUCAGAUCCCCCACGACAUCUACGUGAUAGGAACGCAGGAGGACCCGCUGGGAGAGAGAGAGUGGAUAGAUACAGUACGAGGAACCCUCCGAGACAUCACCAACAUCAGAUUUAAACCGAUUGCCACCCAGACGUUGUGGAACAUCAGAAUCAUCGUCCUCGCCAAGCCGGAGCACGAGAACCGCAUCUCCCACAUCUUCUGUGACAGUGUGAAGACUGGAAUAGCGAACGCUCUAGGAAAUAAGGGAGCCGUGGGGGUUUCGUUUAUGUUUAACAGCACCUCGUUUGGGUUCGUGAACAGUCACCUGACCUCAGGGAGCGAAAAGAAGAUCAGACGGAACCAGAACUACGUCAGCAUCCUGCGCUUCCUGAACCUCGGAGAUAAGAAACUGAAUCUUUUCGACAUAACUCAUCGCUUCACACACCUCUUCUGGCUAGGGGACCUGAACUACCGAAUUGAACUUCCACCGGAGGAAGCUGAGAACAUCGUGAUGAAGAUCAAACAGCAGCAGUAUCAGGAACUGUUGGGCAGAGACCAGCUGAACAUGGAGAGGAAGGACAAGAAGGUCUUCCUGUACUACGAGGAGGAAGAGAUCAUGUUCGCCCCAACAUAUCGCUUCGAGAGAGACACGCGUGAGCGAUACGUCUACACCAAAGCCAAAGCGACAGGGACUAAAUACAACCUGCCCUCGUGGUGCGACCGCGUGCUCCGUAAGUCCUACCCGCAGGUCCACGUGUCGUGCCACUCUUACGGAUGUACCAAUGACAUCAUGACGAGCGACCACUCCCCCGUGUUUGCCACGUUUGACGUUGGAGUGACAUCACAGUAUGUCUCAAAGAACGAUCCGACUAAAGAAAGCCAGGGUGCGAUCAAGUUCAUGAACUGUGUGGCUACACUGAAGACUAAAGCCAAGACCAAAUUCUUCAUCGAGUACCACUCCAGCUGCUUGGAAAAAUUUGUUAAGAAUCCUGAAAUCAGUCAAGUGAACACAGAGGAUUUGAUAAAAGUUCGAUUUGCAGCUCAUGUCGAGCUCACACCCAUCAUUUCAGACCCUGAAUAUUUACUGGAUCAGCAUAUUAUGAUUAGCAUCACAUCCACCGAUAGUGACGAAUCAUACGGUGAGACGUGUGUAGAUCUGCGGAGUGCAGAAAGCACCUACACCGAGUUCGAAGUCCCUCUUACACACCAUGGGGAUUGGAUGGGAACGCUAACGGGGGGCAUCCAGUUACACACGUCAGAGGGGAAACAGACAGAGAAGCUGUACGAUUUUAUCAAGAUUGGUGAUGAUUCAGGGGUCAGUAAAGGAAAAUCAGAUCACAGCAGCAGGUCGUCGAAGGCCGCGCCCAGUGACAUUUCCAAUCCGAACUACAUGGAUGUGGGUUAUAAAAGCAGCGGCCUGAACGAGAGAGGGUUCAGCUACACCAGCCGAUCAGGAGUUAAAGACAUCGGCAACGUUUCUCCAAAAAAGACGUAUGAUCAUUCUGUCCCCAGCCCCCCAGCAAAGAUCUCCAGUCCUGUAUCUGAGGACGAGCAGCCACCAGAGAUGUUCGACAACCCCCUGUACGGAACAACCGGCAAGUCACGAUGUGCCAAGGAGCAAGAGCCCCCCCGAAGGGACCACUUGUCCCCCCCAGAGUUUUUUGCCUUCCCCAAGCCCCCCGAGGUAGAAUCUGACCGUGCUCCUCCAGUCCCAAGCCCCCGAAAUCGCUCGUUCACCUGCUCCGAAACCAAACCUCACAGUACCUCCCCAACGCCCCCUGGCAGCAUGGGUGGCAGCAGCAACACCCUACACCCCCAGUCCUUUACCAAAAAGCCAGUGGUGCCCUCCCGCUCUGAAGGAGGAGCUGCGAUGUCUGGAAGGCCACGGCUGCCCAUGAAAUCUCGUCCGGGUCAGACGCAGGAACCUCAGCCGAAGCCCAGAGACUACAGAGAGACCUCGGAGUUACCAGGAAAGAUACGACCGCCGCCCAGACCAGUCCAGCCACUGCCCAAAGAAGUGCUGUCUGAGAUAACCCAGACUACAAAGGGUCGGCCUCUGAAAUGAUCCCACCUUCACGUCCUGGAAUCCUUCCUUCACUAUUCAAUAUUCAAAAUAAGUACAAUAAAAGUUGGGCCGCGUUUUACUUUUACUUUA
Messenger RNA from Trichomycterus rosablanca, 3535 nucleotides. It is a transcript of the gene inpp5d, whose product is annotated as inositol polyphosphate-5-phosphatase D. Gene Ontology annotation, biological process: negative regulation of neutrophil differentiation; positive regulation of B cell differentiation; negative regulation of signal transduction. The transcript is spliced from 27 exons. Gene Ontology annotation, cellular component: cytosol. The coding region runs from base 110 to 3445 and encodes 1111 amino acids. The record is from RefSeq and is a predicted model, not a curated record. NCBI's taxonomy places the organism in Eukaryota, Metazoa, Chordata, Actinopteri, Siluriformes, Trichomycteridae. Gene Ontology annotation, molecular function: phosphatase activity.